This is a messenger RNA of Orbilia oligospora ATCC 24927, 1788 nucleotides long. RefSeq lists its product as uncharacterized. Lineage: Eukaryota; Fungi; Ascomycota; Orbiliomycetes; Orbiliales; Orbiliaceae. The record is from RefSeq and is a predicted model, not a curated record. Gene Ontology annotation, cellular component: extracellular region. The transcript is spliced from 7 exons. Gene Ontology annotation, molecular function: oxidoreductase activity; FAD binding; cellulose binding. Bases 1 to 1788 code for a protein of 595 amino acids. Gene Ontology annotation, biological process: carbohydrate metabolic process.
AUGGGCUUAAAGCAUGCCUUUUGGGUUGCCUUUGCAGCUUCCGCCGUUCAGGCUCAGACGCAAUCACUUUGGGGGCAAUGUGGUGGCGUCGGAUAUACUGGAGCAACCCAGUGUGCUAACGGUAGCGCUUGCACUAGCCUGAAUGCAUAUUAUGCGCAGUGCGUUCCUGCGUCUUCGACUACAACCACGCGAACCACGACCCCAGCGACAACCCCGUCGACAACCCCAGCAACAACAAUCAGGACUACGACGCCGUCAACAACUCCAAUCACUACCACAUCUUCAAUUCGGACCACCACUAGUUCUUCUUUUAUUACGACUACAAGUUCAAGAACUACUACUAGUUCAUCUCGAAGUACCACUGCGACUACCCUGCCGACUGGAACAAUUACGGAUUGUCUUACAUCUAACAAUGUCCCACAAUACCUUCCUGGCUCAAGUAACUUCAAUUUUGAAGCUAAGGGCUUCAAUCUACGAAUCCCAUUUACUCCUGUGGCAGUAGCAAUGCCAUCAACUGUCCCACAAGUGCAAGCUGCUGUCAACUGCGGUGCUAGGUACAGGCUAAAGAUUUCUGCCAAGGCUGGCGGGCACAGCUAUGCCAACCAUGGAAUCGGUGGUGAAGAUGGUCAUUUGAUGAUUAACCUCAAGUAUAUCAAUAGCGUAGUAUUGGAUACGGCUACCAAUAUUGCGACUGUUGGUCCCGGUGCUCGGCUUGGGAAUGUUGCUUUGGGGCUUUAUAAUCAGGGGAAACGUGCUAUUAGCCAUGGAACCUGUCCUGGUGUCGGUGUUGGGGGCCAUGUACUACACGGAGGAUACGGUUACAGCUCUCACACCCGGGGUCUCGCCUUAGACUGGCUGAUUGAAGCCCAGGUCGUUCUUGCCGAUGGAUCGCUUGUCACAACCUCAUCAACCCAAAAUCCAGAUCUAUUCUGGGCUAUCAAAGGCGCUGGAGGGUCCUUCGGCAUCGUGGUAUCCAUGAAAUUUAACACCUUUCCCGCCCCAGAGAGCAAUAUUGUCUACAGCUAUUCAUUUAGUUGGACUCAGGCGCAAGGUCGGGCUAGUCUUGAGGCUUUACAAGCCUAUGCGAACUCGACCCAGUUCCCCCGAGAGCUUAACCUUCGUUUCUGGGUUGGUGUAUUCAACACUCAAAUCCUGGGAGUCUACUACGGUUCUAGAGCCGACUUCGAUACUGCCAUCGCGCCAUUGCUAUCAAAGUUAGGAAAUCCAUCGUCUAGCAGCAUCUCUGUCAUGAACUGGCUUGAUACUUUGAACAAUUAUGCGUACGCUACUAUGAGCCCUCCCCUCGAUUACGACGUUCACGAAACAUUCUUUGCGAAGAGUUUGAUGACCACCCAACUGUCUCCUGCCGCCCUGGACGCCUUCGUCUCUUACUGGUUUACCGCCAGCAAACCUAGCAGGUCAUGGUAUAUGAUGAUCGACAUCCACGGCGGCCCCACUUCUGCUAUAAGUAAUAUAACUGGGGAAGCUGGCGGUUCUUACGCCCAUCGCGCCGCAGUCUUCAAAUACCAAUUCUACGACAGCGUAUUCGGCGGCGGCACCUACCCUUCUAACGGAUUCGACUUUUUAAACGGGUGGGUAAACUCGGUUACAUCUGUUUCUCCGGCCAAUACCUGGAGUAUGUACAUCAACUACGCCGAUACGUCGCUUUCGGUGAAUGAUUACGGAAACUUUUAUUGGAGGGCAAAUUAUCCGAGGCUGAGGUCUAUAAAGACAACGUAUGAUCCAAAUGAUGUUUUCCAUAAUCCACAGGUUGUACAGCCGGUUUAA